AUGGUAAACAAGGAGAAAGCCGUCAAGCGCUGCGAGACCUUGAUCACGCACACUCGGCUGCUGCAACAAACAACGGAGAAAUAUCAGGGAGAGUUUGCGGCGAAUGCCAAACAGGCUUACGCGAGUACACAGGCUGCGCUCAAGAAAGCAGGUCUCUCCAGUAUCGAUGAUCUGGUGAAACAAGUCACUGCUGAACUUCCAAAGAAGGAAGCGGAUACUUUCCUGGCGGAGCUCGACAAGAUGAAGCCAACCGAUGGCAUGAUAAACCUGCUCACUGGAGGAGCUAAAGAGUUCAUUGACAUUGGAAUCUACCUCAGCAAGACUGUUUCCUCAUUCCUUGCUUCGAUUGCGCAACGAGCCGUGGCUCUGGAGGCAUCCCAAGCCGCGCUGGCGGCUUCAAACAGUCAGAUGUCCGCAAGUGAGAUUGCAAAAUUGACUGAGAAGUUCAAGAUUGGGACUGCGGAGGAGAUCCCAAUCAUUGAAGAACAGGGCGGGAUCGCACUUACCUCUGAGGAAAUUGUUGCGCAAGACGCCUUAAGUGUUGUACGGGCAGGCAUGUUGGAGGAAGAGAUCAUCGGGGCCGAGGCGAUUGCUGCAGCUCGAGGGCUUGCGCGAGCUGGCAUCGCCAUGGAACUAUUUUCCAGUCUCAGAGAAGACGCGCAGGCUGCGAAACUCAAGGCAAUCAUUGACAAGACUUCGACUGCUCGGCUCUACGUCCAAGUCGAAGAAAAGACUGCAGUGGCGUAUUCGUCUCUAAAUGCUGAGAUUGAGAACAUUGCGGAAGCAUACGUUGACAGGGAGACCAAACCGCAAAAGUUCCAGAAAGCACUCGAUCGAUUCACAAAGUCGGCCGGCAAUUUGCUGCCGAACGUAGAUGAGGUCUACGCCCAGCUCUUCGAGGGUGAUGCGCAGGGAGGGUCAUGGGUUGGGGAUGACCCAUCUCUGGAGCAGAUGAAGAGUAUGCAUGAUGACGAGAUCAGGGUCCGUAAUAGUUAG
This is a messenger RNA of Colletotrichum scovillei, 996 nucleotides long. RefSeq lists its product as uncharacterized. The record is from RefSeq and is a predicted model, not a curated record. NCBI's taxonomy places the organism in Eukaryota, Fungi, Ascomycota, Sordariomycetes, Glomerellales, Glomerellaceae. The coding region runs from base 1 to 996 and encodes 331 amino acids. The transcript has 7 exons.